UUGUGAUCUUCCGGUGUCAAAGUUGACCGGCUCGGUUGUCAUGUCUUUGUUUGCCUCUGUAUCGUCAUAAGUCUUGUGAAUAGAAGUGUGGAGUAGAUGGGAAAACAACACAUAUCAACAGAGAAGAAAUUAAUUUAAGCCUCGCACUUAACAGCACCCAAAAGAUGGAAGAAAAGCUGAAUGGAUCACUGCCUGUUGUCUCCCCGGAGUAUCUUCAUCAGUGGGUUCGGUCUGCCCAGCAGUUUCAAGCUCUUCAGACUCAAUACGCAAACCUCAACCCCAAACACCAAUUUCACUACCCAGAGAAUCAGACUGGAGAGACAGACAUGGCUCACACGGCUAACCCAGAACCCACCAUGGAUCAGCUGGAACCCACCAACUUGACUAAACCUCCAGCCAAAAAGAGAGGUAGAGCAGCACAACCUAAGGAACCCAAACCACCAAGAGCUCCCAAGGAACCCAAACCACCAAAAGCUCCCAAGGCACCAAAACCACCCAAGGACCCAAAUGCCCCUAAAGCCAAACCGGGCCCAAAGCCCAAAAAAGCUGCUGAAGCUCAGGGUGAUGGCAAACAGGAGAAGAUUGAUGAGAGCUUCAAGAAGGUCAAAAGGAAAGUGGACCGCUUCAAAGGAAUGACAGAGGAGGAAGUCAUGACAAAGACUUUACCAGACCUGCUGGACUACAACCUCGACUAUGUCAUUAUUGGAAUUAAUCCGGGGCUGAUGGCAGCUUUCAUUGGUCGCUGGUUUCCUGGUCCUGGAAAUCACUUUUGGAAAUGCCUGUAUCUGUCUGGAUUCACAGAGGAGCAGCUCAACCACAUGCACGACACAACACUGCCCGUCAAGUACAAAAUGGGCUUCACAAACAUGGUAGCAAGGGCGACACCUGGAAGCAAAGACCUCUCAAGUAAAGAGUUACGCGAAGGAGGCAAGAUUCUUGUGGAGAAGUUGAUGAAAUACAAACCACUAAUUGCUGUGUUCAAUGGAAAAUGUAUCUAUGAAAUGUUCUGCAGAGAGCUGUUUGGAAAAAAACCACAAAAACUUGAAUUUGGUUUGCAGCCGCACAAGAUCCCUGACUGUGAUGUGGCGCUGUAUUUGAUGCCUUCAUCCAGCGCUCGUUGUGCCCAGUUUCCUCGUGCUCAGGAUAAAGUUCACUUCUACAUCAAGUUGAGGGAGCUCAGAGAUCAGCUGAAGGGAGAAAAGAGAAGUGCUGAGAUCCAGGAAGUGGACUACAGCUUUGACCUUAAGCUAGCUAAGGAGGAUGCUAAGAGGUUAGCCAUAAAGGAGGAGCAGUAUGAUCCUGGUUAUGAAGACGCUUAUGGAGGAGCCUACGUGGAGAACGGUCCUGACGAAGGCCAAGCUGGAAGUCACAUUAAUGGUCAUUGUACGUUCUCAUCUGCUGGAAACGCAGAAGAAGCGAAGGAGGCGAGUACAUCCCAAUCAGAGGGCCAGCUCCCAGACGGACAGUGGAUGACCCAGUCGUUUGCUGAUCAGAUUCCAAACAUUAGUGAUAGACCAAAAGAUGGCAGCGUGUGAGGACAUAAUCCAGGAAGUCAGUCCUCAGACCUCGCUUAGUUAGGUUUUAGAUAUUUGCUCUUAUUAAUGGCGUCUGAGUGAAAAACAAACACAAGUAGAAGCUUAGCAGACUCUUUUCUGCACAUUUUAUUCUUUAUUUUAUGCUCUUCUGAACAUGUGCGCUUGUCUACACAGCAGUCUUUUUAACAUGCGAAAUCAGGGACAGUGGUUGUUGUGUACUUAACCACCAGGUUUUAACUGUUGUUUACUGCACUGAGCUGCAGUAAGCAUCAACGCUUGAAUCUGCUGUAAGAGCAGGAGUUAUUCUAUAAGCUCUCAUCCUUGUGGUCCUCACUGUGGAGCGAGGGCUACGUUCAUCAUGGUGCUAUGAGAUAAUGAGUCUGCAGCUACGAGGGAGAACCUAUGAGAAGACUUUAAUGUUACACAACUCUAAACACUUCUUUUAUCCUGUGUCACAUUUAUUGUUUUACAGAUGUUACAGUUGUUUUAGUUUAUAAAAAUAUCUUUCUUAUGGAAUUUUUGAAAUGUCUGUUAAUUGUCCAAAUAAUGCUUUUUAUUAAAUAUUGUGUUGGACAAGACAAUAGAAAUGUGAUGUUAAAUGUCAAUUUUAGUAUUUAAGUUCAAUUUUUAGACAAAGGGUUUAAUUUUUAAAAUCACAACAAGGAUAUUGACAGAAGAUGGGUAACAAAAAUAGCACUUUUACUGAUAUCAGUAAUGCUACAGAGACUUGAGAGUAAAAUAUCAGAUUAGAUUAACAGGUCUGAUGUAUGAGGUAGAUGGCUACUUUUAGAAGGAUCAAUCUGAUGAUCCCAGAAUUAGGCAAUGGUUUCACUGGGUAGAAAAGAGUGGGCACCCCUGGCCUAAUCCUUAGUUUUAGGGGCAAUAAGUAAGAAUUCUACAGUGAAAUAAUCACAAAGCAUCUCCUGUUCCAGGCAAGUUUGAAGGAAGGUUACGUUGAAAACGAUCUCCUCAGCUGACUAGUUUUUCUCCUUUUAAAAAUCAGAAGAGGGAUGCUCCCUCUCUGGUUAUGUUCUGUCCUGCCUACAUAGUUCCUGGUUCCAGAGCCAAUCGUGAGCCUGCAGGGUUUGUAAUUUGUAAUUCAACACUGGAAAGAGCAGCAGCAUUAUGGACAAAGUCAGCCAGUAAAUGGAGGGACCCAGAAGUUAUUCCUUGUACCCAGAAGAAGCCUUGACGUUUUUUGGUUUAACUAACAUCCUGUAGGGUUAAAUAUUCUUGCUUUUAAAGGGGCAUUAUGGAAGUUUGACAGCCAAAACAUGUAUAGAAAUAAUAAAUGUCUUCAUACAUUCUCCUGCAAUGCCCUGGUCCUGUAGAAUGAGCCCUGGCAUUUUUACUGUGAUUGCCUGUUUUUCUGUAAAAUCACAGAAAAAGAGAGAUGCUCGGGUCGAGCAGGCUGCUUCAUGCGCGUUCAUGCUCAGGCAUAGCCCGUAGCAUUUGCUAUCCGUAGCUUAGCAGCAGAGAGGGAGGCAGUGCCAACUCGGCGACUUUGUCACUGUUCCUAACGCCUAGUGAUGAACCUAGCUACAUUUCUGAGGACCCUUAGCUACUUUCUGUAGAACUUUCUUCUAGAUAUUUCCUGCAAAUUAGCAACAAAAUAGCCAUUUUCACUCCGAACUGUUCUUUGGUUUGACGUUGUUUCAGCUGUCAUCAAGGAUAUAAAUGUUACAGAUACUGUGAAUGUUACUAGAGUGUAGCUCACCCAGUAAGAUGUCUGACUCCCAUGCAGAAAACCUGGGUUUGAAUCUGGGUGUGAACAUAGUUCAUUUAGAGUUUCUUUUUUACAUUAAUGGUAUAUUUUUUUACAGUAAGAUGCCCAAUUUUUUUUUUGAGACUCGCCGAACGCCAUUGAAUUCACAGAUUAAAAAGAUUUGGGUUCAACUUUCA
Messenger RNA from Nothobranchius furzeri (turquoise killifish), 3437 nucleotides. Its product is annotated as G/T mismatch-specific thymine DNA glycosylase. Lineage: Eukaryota; Metazoa; Chordata; Actinopteri; Cyprinodontiformes; Nothobranchiidae. Gene Ontology annotation, molecular function: pyrimidine-specific mismatch base pair DNA N-glycosylase activity; uracil DNA N-glycosylase activity. The record is from RefSeq and is a predicted model, not a curated record. Gene Ontology annotation, cellular component: nucleus. Gene Ontology annotation, biological process: base-excision repair, AP site formation.